AUGAACGUGAUCCUUAUCUCGUUGCGUUGUUUCGUUCUUCUUCACGCUGAGGCUUACCCUGUGUUCAAAAUCACUGAUUUCACAAAGAUGAAUCGUGAAAAGUUGAUGAAGAUGGCCGGUUCAGUUCGAACUGGUGGAAAGGGUACCGUCAGAAGAAAGAAGAAGGCUGUCCACAAGACAACAACUACAGAUGAUAAAAGGCUUCAGAGCACCCUGAAGAGAAUUGGGGUGAAUGCCAUCCCUCAAAUUGAGGAGGUCAAUAUCUUUAAGGAUGACGUUGUCAUCCAGUUCUCAAACCCCAAAGUUCAAGCAUCCAUUGCUGCUAAUACAUGGGUUGUUAGUGGUGCUCCUCAAACCAAGAAGUUGCAAGACAUUCUUCCUAGCAUUAUCCACCAAUUAGGGCCUGAUAAUUUGGAAAACCUGAAGAAGAUAGCUGAGCAGUUCAAUAAGCAGGUUCCUGAAGCAGGUGCUGGCGCAGCCACAGCGCAAGAAGAGAAUGAUGAUGAUGUUCCAGAGCUUGUCCCUGGAGAAACUUUUGAGACAGCUGCUGAGGAGGCUAAGGAUAGUUAG
Vicia faba (fava bean) is the source of this 570-nucleotide messenger RNA. The record is from the annotation of a GenBank genome assembly. Lineage: Eukaryota; Viridiplantae; Streptophyta; Magnoliopsida; Fabales; Fabaceae.